GAAGAACAAUUGAAAAAAGGCAUCGGUGGGGGAGGUUGGAAUAGCGUCUUGAAGCAAAAUCGCGGUAAAAACUGUGCUGGCACUGGUAAAUUGAUAAACAAUGUUGCUAGUGGAAUAAAACAUUGAACGGCGUUUCACAUAACAACAGCAAAAUAGAACAAGUGUGAAACAUACUAGUGUUCGUGCGUUGGCAGUGAGUUGCCCUACGGCAACUUGCAAAUCCUAUAAACAUGAAUCCACAGCAAUUUUCUCUAAGGUGGAACAAUUACACUUCCUACAUAGCCGGAGCAUUUGACUCACUGCGCUAUGAAGAAGACUUCGUAGAUGUGACAUUGUGUUGCGAAGGGCGCAAGAUACGCGCUCAUAAAAUUUUGCUAUCAGCAUGCAGCCCAUACUUCAAGGAUGUAUUCAAAGAGAAUCCUUGCCAGCAUCCCGUCAUUAUUUUCAAAAAUGUGCGCUACACGGACCUGAUGUCGCUGGUGGAAUUUAUGUAUCAGGGUGAGGUGAGCGUACCACAGGAACAGCUCCCAUCCUUCCUACAUACAGCAGAGAUACUGGCGAUUCGAGGACUCACGGAUAAUACGUCAGACUCGCGUCAGCCAGCAAGCACCACUACGUCUGCUAUCGCGCAGCAGCUAAUACAAAGCCAAGCCGUACUGGACAAAUCUGCUACGAUCACAACAACCGACUCCUUGUACCUAACCUUGCCAUCAAAUUCUACUAUAGUCCAUCAACCGAAGCUUGUACAACAAAUACAGACGGCUCCGAUCAUCACUAAACCUCUGAUCAAAUCAGCGCCCCCCGAAAUGCCUGCCCUGGCCGCCUCAACAACCACCCUGGCUGUGCCAAUCGCGCAGCAACAACAGCAACCUACAAUUGCCAAAAUACAGGUACAAGCAUCGCCACAGCAACAACAACAGCAACCGGUACAAGUUCAGCAAGUAGCCGUGCAGCAAGUAGCCGUGCAGCAACAGGUACAGCAGACGCAGCAGUCACAACAGAAUCAGCAACAGACAACAUCCCAGGUUCAAUCACAACCACAGCACCAAACUACCCAAGCUACUACCUUGCAGGAGGUUGUAGACAAUGUCGUUCAGCCUAGAAAGAAAAAAAUAAAGGGCCAACAGAUCACGUCGCAGUCAAAUACAUCAGUUCCUUCUGGAUCGACGGUAACAGUUACAUCGACAACCUCGGGGCAAUCGGGUGAAAAUGAAAUAUAUGAGACAGAAACAUAUACUCUCGCUACGAACGAUGGACGAGUGGAACAAAAACAUGCUGAACAGUAUACAGAAAAUGGUCAAACGUCUGGUUCUGCACUGAAGAUGGAAAUCCCGGAGUUUAUCAGCGUUGGAGAGCCGAUUAAUUCUGGUAACGGCUCAAAUAAUACGUACCUCCAAGAAAGCUACGAACUGGUGCCAGAAAACAUAGAAGAAAAGGAUGAAGACGAAGAUAUGGCGCAGGACAAUAUAGAGAUCGAAGGCUCGGAAAUGGAUAUGAGUCGCAUUUUCCAAGGAUCAACCGAUGAGCAGACAAAAUCUAAUAUUUUGCAAGAAGUGUUUGAGCAAAAAAUGAAACUCAAAAAAUACAAGUGCAAAGAUUGCGACAAAAGCUUCGCCGCCUGGAAAUCGCUCACGAUGCAUCAGCAUAUACACAGGGGCCUCACGAAAUGCACUAUCUGCGGGUCAGUCUUGUCACGCACGGCCAAUCUUAAGCGUCACAUGAAGCUGAAGCACGAGAAAAUCAUACCAUAAUUGGCUCGCUUAAGCCGAUCCCGGUACAUCGCUUGGUUGGUACUUGCCCCACGUACGUGACAAACGCGAGCUCAUCACCGUGUGUAUUAUUUAUAAUAUCAGGUAUUGUAUAUAAAAGAUAUAGUCUAAACCGUGUAGCCAUCGCCAUUAGGCGAGACUAACGAGAAUUUUGAAACGAUAGGAGAACUCUCCUACCUGCUGUUGCAAGGACUCUACAGAUUAACCUAUUGCAGAUUCUGAAAAGCCAUUCGGCCAAUCAUUUGCAAUAAGCGAACACUUAUUGCGAAUUUGUAUGCCAUGGGUAGAGUGUAAUGAAUAAUCUGCAUAUUCAUUUUAGUAAAAUGUCGUGUAAUAUGUUCGUUAGGUUGCAGUCCGAAUAUACAGCAUGCAUGGUUCAUGAUUGUCAUAUUCAAUUGUAUGGAAGCAUUUGCUUUCAACGAUCCAAAUAGUGGUUUUAUGUAAACGUUUAUAUGUGUUUUUCGUUUGUAAUAGGCAGUGUAAUAGGCAUAGUUUGUAAUUGCAAUAGGCUAAUGCAUUAAAUUAAUGUAAACAUUAUCAGCUAGGUGUUUGCAUUAAUUUUGAUAAUUUAAAAAAAAUAUUUUUAAUGGAUUUGGAUUGUGAAUAGACGGUGCAAUAUAUUACUUUAUGUUUCAUGUUUUGGGUCCGCUGAUAGAUUUUUCCAUUUUGAAUCUAAGAAUUCAUUUUUUUUAUCCAUAAACGUCCUGAUUCAAGAACGUCCUGGCCAAAGUAUUCAGCUAUUGGUUGAAGAAAUAUAAAAUUACCGUGCUUCGUUCGUCCCCUGUACCUGUUUGAAACUUUUUAGUGCUUGGCGUUAAAACCUCCUAUUAAACUGGAAACUUGAAUAAAUACGCAUAAGUAUAAAAUGUUAGUGAUACAAUUGUUUUAAAUGUCUUUGAACCAGGUAAUGAAACGCGUUUGACAACUCAUCGAAACUAAUAUGUUGAUAGUUUCAAAAAGUUUGCACUUGGCAUAAUUACCUACUAGGACAUUUGCGCGCGCAUGUCUUAACGGGUAUACUAGACUUUUUUUUUCACAUAGAGCUAGAUAGUCUUCUAAGCUAUUAGUAAUACACAUUACGUUACAGUAAUACAUUUUUUUGUUUCGUUAGAACGGCCUGGCCGUAUCGACUUAUUUUACCACGUAGCCGGAUAGUCAGUCCUUGCUACGGAGGAUUGGACCGGAUGGGAUUUUGGUCCGGGCCGUUCGUGUGAAGACCGGCUCCGCUACCAUCAUGCCACCGGGCCGCCCCAGGUUACAGUAAUACAUUCGAUUGGAAUUUGCUACCGGUCCUGUCGUUAGAAACCGGUACCCCAGCGCUCCGCAACGUUUUACUUGAGCUUAACAUAAUUGAUUUCGAUACAAUUCUACAACGCAAAACCGUCGUAACAGGGAUUCGUAGCAUCGAAAUUGCUUUUUUUUAUUCACGAGGAACGGCCUGUAUUGCUGCCGAUUUGCUCAUUUUGAGAAAAAAAAGAAAUAAUUACUUUAUCAAAAUUAAUGCAAGCAAUCAAGUACAUACUGUAAGGAUUUAUAUUUGUGUGUUAGAUUGAAUGAAGGGUAAUCAUGAUUUUAGAAUGUAAACAUUUAUUGUAACUAUACAGCAUAAACAUGAACAUGAAGAAAACUGCAAGAAACACAUCCCUGGUAACAAUUUUGCACAAAAAAUGGAUGUACUAGACCAUAAUCUGGCGGCCUGUAAAUUGAUCUAAUAGAAGGAGUUAAAAGAUCGAAAUCACCGAAUUCUAUGAAUUAUGGUUGAUGCCUCUUUCGAUGAUAUUUGUGCUUUCGGCGAUGAAUAAAGAAAAGGUUGAUUUAUGUCGUGAGCUUCGUAUUUUCACUUGCACAGUUACAUCAGUAUGAAACACGGUCUUAUUAUUCAGGCACUUUUUUAUUCAAGAAGAACGGGCAAUACGGCCAUUGCUUAUAACUGUUGGUAACUUAAUCUAUGGUACAGAGGCUCAAUUUGAUAGUAAAUAGUAAAUUGUAAAUUAUCUGAAAACAACAUACCAAAAAAUCCUCCAUUUGAUACUUUUCUCAAAUAAACAAAGUUUAAAACGUGACAAAUGAGACCUCUUUUAACAUACAGGAAUUCGCCAUUAUUGUUUUUGCAAAGGUACUAUGAUAGUAUUUUUUUACGGAAUCACCGACAUCAUUUGUCUAUCUAUGCAUACUUGAUUUAUGCGAAUAGUGUGUAGAAUAACGCUUUUGGUGUGACAAUUUCAUCGAAUCUAAGGAUUUUAGAACAAUUUCGGUCUAAUAAAGUCGCAAAUGUUACCAGGGGUUUUAACGCAUGUGUAGAAAAUAAAACGUAAUGCUUCUUUUAUGAAACAAAAUGGCGAAAUUACCAUUCCUAUUUCAUGUAAUAAAAUGGAAAAAAUGAAAAGAGGAUUUAUAGUUUUUAACUAAAUCUAAGAAAUCAUUAUAAACAAAAGUCGUGACAAGUGUGGUCAUAUUUUAAAACCGGACAAAUGAUUUAGAGAGAUGUAGGUGGUGCAUUGCGUCAAAUUGAAUUAUUGUUUCCUUACCUUAUAUUUUACACACGAUGCGUAUAUGAAAGUAUGUGAGAAUCGAAUGUAAGCCAGUAUGCGAUAAAUUUUACUUAUAAAGCUAAACUACCAUUGUGCUUAAAAAAUCAAAAUCGAUGGAUUGGUUGACGGUUGAUGCUAACAUGUGGGCUUUUUGAAAAAAAAAAAAUAUAUACAGGUAUUAUCUCUUUUGCCUGGGUUUUGAAAUUGGACAGUUCAGCUAGUUAAAACCAUUAAAAAAAGGUAGAUAUGACAUGUUAAUUUGAUUCAAUGAUCUUUUUUGUGUUUUAUAAAUGUUUUCUUGAACAAAGUCACGAGUCAUUAUGAAUAUAUUAAGUGCAAAGAAAGAAGUACACUUUAUAACUUUCAAGCGGAAACGAUGUGGCUCUCGGAUUCGACAUACGUGGAUGUUCGAGAUAAGCGGACCUUUCGUGGGUUAUAGCAGUGCGCUAUAAUAGUGUAUUUUGGGGAUUAUCUGUAAUUAUUUGAUGAAAUGUUGUCAAUUAUUUCAUACUCAAGAU
Molecule: messenger RNA, 4818 nt
Organism: Anopheles moucheti
Lineage: Eukaryota; Metazoa; Arthropoda; Insecta; Diptera; Culicidae
Product: protein abrupt-like
Exons: 6
Coding region: 231-1751 (506 amino acids)
Biological process (GO): regulation of transcription by RNA polymerase II
Cellular component (GO): nucleus
Molecular function (GO): protein binding
Source: RefSeq, a predicted model, not a curated record